Apaloderma vittatum (bar-tailed trogon) is the source of this 681-nucleotide messenger RNA. RefSeq names its product F-box and leucine-rich repeat protein 22 (gene FBXL22). Lineage: Eukaryota; Metazoa; Chordata; Aves; Trogoniformes; Trogonidae. The record is from RefSeq and is a predicted model, not a curated record. Gene Ontology annotation, cellular component: SCF ubiquitin ligase complex. The transcript has 2 exons. Gene Ontology annotation, biological process: SCF-dependent proteasomal ubiquitin-dependent protein catabolic process. Gene Ontology annotation, molecular function: protein binding. The coding region runs from base 1 to 681 and encodes 226 amino acids.
AUGCACAUCACCCAGCUCAAUCGGGAAUGCCUCCUACAUCUAUUUUCUUUUCUGGACAAAAACAGUAGGAAAAGCUUAGCAAAAACAUGUCACAAGUUCCUAGAAGUGUUUCAGGAUCCUUUACUGUGGUCUCUGUUGAACUUUCACUCUCCAGCGGAACUAAAGAAGGAUAAUUUUCUCCUCGGACCUGCUCUAAAAUACUUGUCCAUCUGCUGGUAUUCAGAGAGAGUCAAGGUGUGUAACAUUGAGGACUGGCUGAAAAACAAUUUCCAGAAAGACUUCUGUAACAGACAUGAAAAGACUGUCAAUGAUUUUUUACUAGGAGUUUGCAACAGAUGUCCAAACCUGCUAUCUCUGACCCUCUCUGGAUGCGGCCACGUUACAGAUGACUGCAUCUUGCUUCUUCUCAAGAACUGCCCAAAGCUCCAGACGCUCAAACUGGAAAAUUGUGUGCGCAUCACCGACCGGACACUAGAAGCCGUGACCCUCUAUGGGGUCUCGCUGCAAACACUCCAUGUGGAUUUCUGCCGGAACGUAACACAAACGGGUCUGGAGAGAGUCAGGGAAGAAUGUCCUUCGGUAAUGCUCAGGGCAGAGAGGAGCGCUAACAUGAUCCCAGACAGUAAGCCCGAAAGGAAGCUGAUGCUUGAAAAAGCACCAAGGAAAUUGGUUCAGCUCUAA